UGUUGUAACGUAUAGGCAGUUGGAAAGCGCUGUUCCUAUAAGAUGGACGCUGCAGCCGACGUCUUUGCAAAUCUACGACCGGCGAGCGCGGCCAUGGGGGGCUGGCAGUUUUUAACGAUGAGAUGGGGUAUUCCGUACGGAAGGGAUAUCGGUCAGGUGGGCCAGGGCGAUGACGAGCUGUGCAUCGGUGACUUCAUCUGUCUUUACUCCGAGGAGAGCGCUGGAUAUAUGUUCUCACAGAUGUCCAGUGCCGGCCAUACCGAGGUUAGCGUGGGGGUCAAGCAACAUCGGAAGAAACCACCGCUGCCAAACGCGCAAGUGGCAACAUUCAAAAUCUGUGUACAGUACCGGUACAAGGCGAGCAAGAAGCAUUGGAGGGCACAAGAGGAGAGCAGGAAGGAUCCGACUGAUCUGACGAAGAAAUCGGAUAUGUAUCGCGCCCUGGCUGCUGCAAACGCAGAGAGUGCAGAUAACGAGAUGGAGCAGAAACGUCAGGAGGGAAAGCGGCUUCACUACGGGCAGGUCAUUCAGCUCCAACACGUGUUUACCAAGAAGUUUCUCCACGUCAGCACCACGCAGACGUCACAUACGGAGAUUAACAACAUGCGGGUGGAGCUCCUCCCGUUCAACUCGAAACACGCUCAGUACAAAAUCAUGCCCAGGUUCAAGGUCAAGGCGGAACUGGACACCGUCCGCUUGGGGGACCAGAUCGUGUUGGAGAGUAUAAAGACACCAGGGAACUACCUGCACACCAGCAAACCUGCCUACGGGCCGAAAUUCGUGGAGGGCACGAGUCGUGAGUUGAACCUGUCCGUCAGACACAGCGCCUUCACGGUCUACCGGAACAUCAGCGCCAAGGAUCAGCAGGAGAAAUACCUCACGGGCGGCUGUUUGAUUCGAAUGUACCACAAAGAACACGAAGCCUACAUGGUGGCGAGCGGGUCAUUCGGAGACGAGAGUUUCGAAGAUGUUCAUCUGAGGGUCCGACCUCAGGACAGCAACAAGCCCAGGUCCAUGUUCCCGUCAUCCUCUGCGAUCACCUACUGGCAGGUGGAACACGGGGAUGACAUUAUGAAUGGAAACACGCUUUGUUGGGAACAGCGAUGUCUGUUACGUCACAUCACAACAAGGAAGUACCUCAGCGUCUCCAGAGACGGGGAAAAGUUCAAGCUUGACUUAAGUGAUGAUCCAAAUGAUGCAAACACGAUAUUCCGUCUUCACCCAGUCAUCCAAGAAUCUGAAGAGAUCCCGUAUGACAGUUACUGUCGGAUCGAACAUGUGGUCACUGGGACAUGGGUACAUGCUGUACAAGAAACCUAUGUUCCGACCUGGCACGGGGCCAUCGGAGCGUCAGACGAGGGGAUGGCGUGGGACGGCGCUCAGCUGCAGACCAUCAGCAUGGUGGACAGGUGCAUGUACGACGAUGCCUUCACCAUCCAACAGGUGAAUGCUGAACAUGAGGGUAUACUGAACUAUGCUGCUGGAAUCCUCCCUGUCAUCAAACACAUUAUACAAUACAGGAAGGAUGGAAACCCCAUUACUGAGAGGCAGGCUGCUGACUGUGUUGAGACACUGAAGGAGCUCUCCAAGUGGCAGAUUGUGAGAGGAGAACCCAUCAAGGAUCGGCAGAAGCUGCUAAGGAAUCUCAGGGUUAUUGAGUUGCUGAUCAAGCUGCUGGGAACACCAUACCGAGGAUCGGAUGACAAAAGGCACCUGAUCAGCAUAUUUGUGGAGGCCUACACUGUCCUGUUCACCUACCUGAUAGGAGACAGUAGGAAGAAUGAGCUGUACAUGGCCAGGCACACCAGCUUCAUACACAGCCAGAUCAAGGAUGAGGGCGAAGUUGGUCUGGCAGCUACCAAGAUGCUGAUGGAGCUGGUCCAUGACAACAGGAAGAUCGUGGACAGGAUCAACAAGGCCCAGAUCGACACCUUCAUCAGCCUGCUCAUGAGGAACAAGGACUAUCGGUACCUGGAGAUGUUGGCAGUCCUGUGUGUUUGUGAUGGUAUUGCAAUCCCUGAGAACCAAGAGUACGUCACAAAAGUAUGGCUUUGUGACCAAGAUGCUAAGGCCUGUGUAUAUCAUACAGAGCUUGGGCCAGGUAUUGGGAAGGAAGCAGAUCUGGUGUACGUGUCCACAACCAACCGUCGAAGGUGGACACCUCUCCAUGAGUUUGUCAAGACUGCAGAUGAACAGAGUAUACUCUUCCUCAACUAUCAACUGGACCUGUUGAAAAGCUGUGGAGGGAAUGAGUUUGCCAUAUCAGUCAUAACAAAGGAACUGAAGUAUCUAACAUGGGAGGAGGCAUUCCUGUGUCUGUCUGACGACCGGCUACCUGACCAGCUCAGGGCUGUGUACUGUCGUCUUAUAAAUGGUUUGUUUGUGGAUGUGACGAGCAACUGUUUCCCCCUGCCCCUGGACUACAUCAAUCUGUCCUUCAUCUGGGACGACCUGAAGGAUGGGGGCACUGUUGGGGAUGAAGUGCAACAGCCGAACACUCCCAAACAGGCCAGUCUGAAGAAGGUGCUCCCCACCCUGCAGAAGUGGAUCUCCAAGUUCCUGCUUGAAAACAAGGACAUGACAGCUUCACUCAUCGGACAUAACAUGCUCAUUGAACAGGUUCUACACUUGGUGUACUCCUUGGUGCAACAUGGCUACUACAGCACCGAGGCUGACGUGACCAUGCUGACUGGGCCCAUGUUUUCUCUGCUGGACGGAAGGAACGACAAGCCGUGCCCUCCUAACUCUAUGAGCCCUGAACAGUACAAGAAGCAGCUACAGAAGUACCAGGAGACCAUACGGUACCGGCCCUCCAAGAAGACCAAGGCUAUAGUUGAUGCCAAGCUACAGGCCUUGAAGGUGUUGAAGCUUCUACUAAACCAUCGCUUCAACACAAUCUUAAAGCACUUCGUUCUGGAGUUCAGAGUCACCCUUGAGAACUCCCAGGCUGCAAAGCUAUUCACAUCCAAUGAGUUGGAGCCAAUGUUGUAUGAGAACUAUGAUCCAGACGAUGAUGAUAACGCCCAGGAGGCUGUAGAAAAGAAGCUGAGAGACAUUGCUUUCUCCUGCACACACUUUGACCUGGAACUGCUGAAGGAGAUCAUUAUGGAUGUCUCGAAUUACCAGUAUGACCAGAUGGUGGUGGAGUCGAUGGAGGUUCUGAACAUCUAUUACUCCACCUUCAUGGACCUGUUCAGGAGAGCCGACCAGUCCAAGGUCCUGAUGACAGAGAAGUCCUGCGAGGUCCACAGGGAAGUACUGAAGGACCUUCCAUUGUUCCGGAAGCUGGUUCCUGCCAAACUCAGCAACGACAACCUCAACACCAUGUGUGCCAUCCUGGACAAGUUCAUCGGAUUUUGCUGCUUGCCUGGAGUUGCAGGAGAGCCACACCCAGUCAACCAGGCCAUCCUGUACAACUUCUAUGUCCUUGAAAGUGUCCUUGAGGUCCUGUUCCAGAAAGUUGACGUGCAUCUUCAGGAGCAGUACUCACGCCAGCAGCUUAUCUUUAAGAAGUGCUUCAAGCUACUCAGGGUGCUGGCAAGAGGGAAUGAGAUUGUUCAGCUGCGUCUGUUUGAAAGAAUGGACGACAUGCUGAAAGUGAAGGGUGCCGAAGUGGAGAUGGCGAAGGCCAUUACUGAGAUCUUCACGGGAAACAAGCUGACCUGCCUGAAGGUUCAGCAGCAGCAUGUGGAGCAGGUGUGGGGGCUGGUCGAGACGCACGGCGAGCUCUGCUGCGAGUUUCUCGAUCUUCUCAAUGCCAUUGUCAAGGUCGAGGAACUUGACCUUCCCCUGAAGAGGAACCAAAGUUUUGUGAUGAAGUACUUCAUGCAGUACCGAUCCGAAGUGGCAGGGGUCAUUGAUAGGAGUGCUGAGGAGAGGAUGACGGUUUUCACAGCAACCCAAAACAUCGGAGAUCUGCGCUACAUGAUGGGAAUGGUGAACGUUCUCGCCACAUGUGCGGAGGGAGAAAACAGGUUCAUCGAGUCCAUCUGCCAGACCAUUUUCUCGGUCGAUGAACUCUUCCAGAUUCUGACCAAUGACAAGAUCGACAACAACCUGAAACGGCCCUUCCUCCGCUUUCUGCUGUGGGUGUACCUGAACACGGCCGGGAGCGUGCUCGACAGCGGGGUGGGGGAGUUGGCGCACGAUCCGCGUCUGUGGGACUAUCUGAAGGGUCUGUGCCUUGUACUGAAGAUAUCCACCGACUACGUGAAGGGAAACCCUGACAAGGCACGGCAGCAACUCAAGAAACCUCCUUCAAAAUGGCUAGUAAGACCGCGAAAGAAUUCAAAGAAGAAGAAGAAAGCUAAGAAACUGAGGGAUGAGUCAGCUGACCUGUCCAAUCAUGGAACCUUGCAUUACAUCUUUGAAGCCAUCAUGCCUUUCUUGCAGGUCUUCUUCAGGCAGUACUACUCCCCAGAACGAGAAAGCUAUCCAGAGGAAGCUGAUGUUGUGGACCUCAUGGCAAAAUCACUCUUGAACUUCAUCGAUGCUGUGGGGACCCUGAUCUCCAACCUGACCCACCAGAAGAACAUGGUCAACUGUAUGACCUCCAUCCUGUCUGUGGCAACCCUGCCAGUCCGGGUGAUGGAGGAGUUUCAGUCAACAUAUGGAAGUGGGGGGCAACUUCAGGACAUCAGAAGCGAUGCUAAAAAGGAAUACGAGCGCUACUACUCCAAUGAAGAGGAGCUGAAUGAACAGUUGAACACGUUUGCUAACAACUGCAUGUUUGCCUACUGUGGGGAGAACACUGUGGAAGUGCAGAUAGAUUUUCCCUCUGACAGAGAGUACAAUGACAAGGUUGCCAGUGAGGAGUUGCCUCUUGCUGAGGAGUUUCAGGAUCACCUGAAGUGUUUCAUCGACACAAGCAAGGCAGUGCCAGAGGAAAGAUAUGCCAUGGCCGAGAAACUGAUUGAACAGCUACAUAUAUCGUCCAAUAACUACAGAUCGACUCUGGUGGAGAGGAUUCAACAGGAGAAAUUGGACAUCAAGUGCCUUCAACUACUCCGUGCCAUGAUUCACAAUGAAGAACGCAAGCUCCCUGGAAACUGGGAAAUGUACCCAAAGAAGAACAAAAAGAAAAUCCAGCACCUGAAGAAGGUGCAGAUGGCUCUAGCAGACAAAGGUGCACUACUGAAGAUCCUUCCGCUGAUCUCACGUGACAGCGAUGACCUGAUCGCUGAGGUGCUGGCUCUACUGGCUGCCAUGCUGUACGGGGGCAAUGAACAUGUGCAGGAUUGCCUGAUGGACUUUUUCAUUGGCAGCAGGGAAGAGAUGCUGUUUUCUGCCUUCAAGUCCAGAAUGGAACUAUCAGCAGUCAUCACUACAGAGAGGCGACUGCUGGAGGCCCAGCACAAGGCAGAGAUGCAGAAGGCCAUGGAGAUGGAGAAGGCUCUCAGCAGGGCAGUUAUCGAUGGAAAAACAGCCAUGGCAGCUGUGAAGCGCCAUGGAAGCACUGCCUCCAAGAUGUCCAUCAUGAGUGCUCGAGGACGGGCUAGAAUAAAGACAGGGAAGAAGCGAAGCCAGUCCAGCAAGUCAAAGAAGUCUGCGGCAGGCAGCAGGCCUGAACAUGGACAGACAAGGCCUGCCUGGCCGACACCGCCGGCGAUGAAAACUCCUCAGAAAGAGACAGAACCAGCCAAUGGUGGCAUUGAGCUGACAUCGGUGAAGCAGACAGCAGAGGUGCUGCUCCGUGCCAGCCAGGCUAAUGUAGACGAGCCGUCCACUUCUGCUGAAGGUCCAACUGAAGUGGUCGUGGAAAAUAAUGGGACGGAGGAGCACAAUGAUCUGAUUGAAGAGCUAGAAGAGCCGCUGGAUGAGGUCCUGUUUGAGGAUGACGGAAAUAUCGAGCUGGUCUUACGUGUGCUCGGCAUGAUGUGUGAUGCACAACACACUAAACUACAGGACUACAUCCGAGAGCAGCCAGACAACAUGAAGUCGUUCAACCUGGUAGCGGAAACCACCCUGUACCUGCAGCUGCAUUACUCCAACAUCAACGGGGGCAACAUAAGGCUGGUCACCAGCAUUUUCAACACACUCUUCAACCUGGCAGUGGGAAACUCCAAAAACCAGGCCAUCAUUUUUGACACCAAGGCCAUUGACUACAUCAACUUCAUCCUGAGGGAAACCAAGUUCACGGGAGCAGACCAACUGGCAGUUGUCCAGUUGAAAACUUCCAUUGGGAACCUGCUAAAGGUUAUCAUUGAGGAAAACACAAACGAUGCAGCGCUGGCAAAGGAAAUUAAAGACCUGUUGGAUGAUGAGGCUGUUAAUACAACAGUGGUCGAUAGUUUCUUGGAGCGGAAGAAAUCCACAGACGAGCAGCUGAAGAAGAGUUGGCAGCACCUCGGCUUCACUUUCUUCCACAUCAUCAAACGGUUUCUGGACCUGGACAGCACUCUCAACCCAAAAGAUUUCCAGAACACAGAGGAUGCCAAGCAGGCGUGGGCGUUUUUCGAGAGCAACACGCUGUCUGUGGAAAUCAUCAAAGACAACGAGAUACAGAAGGUGCACUUUAGGAUUAGAAAGAAGGACCUUCUGAGGAAUGAGGUGAAGGAGAAACUGAAGUGGAGUGUGGACCGUUCGUCGCCUAGCAACAAGAUCCGCGACUUCAUCGAUUGGUCGAAAGACAUCCGCAGGGACAUCAACUACCAGGCCUGGGUCCGAUCCCACGGGCUGGCGGCGUUCUUCAUCGCACGCGAGGUGUUCUGGAACCGAGCCAUCAUUUUCCUGACCUUGGUCAUCAACAUCUUCAUGUUGUCCACGUGGAACGCUCCAUGUCCUCAGCACUAUGGGACCAGAGCAAACGCCACGUGCGCGAGCCCCGAGCCCAAGACACCGCACGGAAUCCUGUGGAGUGCGGACAACGGGCCUUACGAGAUCACGGUGUACGUGCUGGGGGGCAUCCACAACCUCCUGUCCUUCUGCCUCAUGAUCAGCUUCUUCCUGUCCAACAGGCUCAGGCUGCCAGACGGGAACAACACCAAGGCCUGGUUCAGCAAAAAUUUCUUGGGCAUAGAAAUCCUGAAUGCGCUGAAGCAGAGGGUCUCCAAACUUGAGAUUCAAGUAUUCAGCCUGAAGACUCUGUACUAUGUGGCAUACCUGAUCUUCUCCAUCCUGGGAACGGUGUUCUACGGCUACUUCUUCUGUUUCCACCUCAUCCACAUCGCCGUGAAGAACCAGCUACUCAUCAGGGUCAUUUCCUCAGUCACUCUCAACGGGAGGUCACUGCUGUGGGUGUGUGUUCUGGCCAUCAUCUUCAUCUACAUCUAUGCUGUGAUCGGGUUUGCCUUCUUCAGAGGUCACUUCAACGAGGAGAAGGGUCAGUUCUGCGAGUCCCUCGGACAGUGCUUCGUGUCCACCAUGCGUUAUGGACUCAUGGAGAAUCUUCAUAAGCCCCUGAUCCCGCCAUCUUGGGUAACCUUUGAGGACUAUGCCAUCAAACUGCUCUGGGACCUGACCUUCUGGGUCAUAGUCACCACGAUCGGCCUCCGCAUUGUCUUUGGCAUGAUCGUGGACGCCUUUGUGGCCCUUAGGAACAAAAAGUGGCAAGCUGAUUUCGACAUGGCCAACAUUUGUUUCAUCUGCGGAAGGACAAACUACGACUUCGAGCGAUUUGGGAAGGGUUUCCGUCGGCACGUGAAGAAUGAACACAACAUGUGGUCCUACCUGUUCUUCUUCAUUCACCUGGACGAGACUAACGAGACCCAGUACACCGCCAUAGAGUUCCAUGUCGCUAAACUGAUGAAGAAUGAAGCGUAUGAGUUCUUUCCCGUGAAUCGCGCCCUGAGUCUGGACAACAAGAAGGACGCGUACGACUCCAAACUGGACAACCUGGUGCUGCAGGUGGACCAGCUGGUCAAGAGGCAGAAGGAGGAGGAUGCCCAGAAGCGUCGCCAUGAGGAGAAGAUGAAGCAACGUGAGUGGGAAGAGAAGCAUCGGGCGGACUCCGCCCACACCCCGGCACUCACCGUCAAGUCCAGCACCUCCGGAGAAGACACGGCGUUUUAGGCCUCACCAGUUUAAGAGGGCGCUGUUCCAUUUUUUCUUAAGACGUUUAUUUCUGUGAUAAGCACCGGGCAGACUCCGACCACACCCCGGAACUCAACGUCAAGUCCAGCACCUCCGGAGAGGACACUGCAUUUUACUUUGUCUGAAAUAGAAUUCAAAUUUCUUGUUGCUGUCAGGUUGUUCAUAAUGUUGAAUAUGCGACCCUUAAACUGUGGUCUAGUAAUCUUCUUUUAGUAGUAGUUU
Branchiostoma floridae (Florida lancelet) is the source of this 8253-nucleotide messenger RNA. RefSeq names its product inositol 1,4,5-trisphosphate receptor type 3-like. Lineage: Eukaryota; Metazoa; Chordata; Leptocardii; Amphioxiformes; Branchiostomatidae. Bases 43 to 8010 code for a protein of 2655 amino acids. The transcript is spliced from 78 exons. Gene Ontology annotation, biological process: calcium ion transmembrane transport. Gene Ontology annotation, molecular function: inositol 1,4,5-trisphosphate-gated calcium channel activity; inositol 1,4,5 trisphosphate binding. The record is from RefSeq and is a predicted model, not a curated record. Gene Ontology annotation, cellular component: membrane; endoplasmic reticulum.